Messenger RNA from Triticum urartu, 1890 nucleotides. Lineage: Eukaryota; Viridiplantae; Streptophyta; Magnoliopsida; Poales; Poaceae. The record is from RefSeq and is a predicted model, not a curated record.
GGCUCCAAUAUCAUCUUAGUGUACUUGUUGUUUACUACUCCCUCUGUUCCAUAAUAUAAGAUCAUUUUUCAACUUUUCAAGCUAACAUAGCUUGAAAAAUGAUCUUAUAUUAUGGGACGAAGGGUGUAGUUAUGUUUCCACAAGGAUAGUGACUGGUAGAUGCAUUGCCACAUAUAUAAUUAGUUCGUAUGGAUGAUAGAAAACUCAGUAUUCAUCAGGUAGGGUGUCUGAAGUGUCGACACAUGAUGUUUCAAACUUUGGCUCUACAUUUAGUUGUCGUUAGUACAAUAUUGGUUUUUGAUUCAUGAGCUUUUGCUUGGUAUGGCGGUAUCUUAAGAGACAGUUGUUCAUUUCCUCCUAAGAAACAGAGAAAUAAGGACAGAGUCUAGGGAUUGUGCAUUCUUUAUUCAGGGUUAAGAAAACUGCUUUUUAAGAAUAAAAUGCAAGUUGACACUGAAACCGAUUUCCAGCAUGGUCUUGCACUGUGUUCUUCAGGUAUUUUAUUAAUUCUUCCUCACAUUGUGGUAAAUGCAACUCUUUCUCACAUAUACUUUUCGAUGGUCUUAGAGCAUUCAAGCAAGGUUCCCCCAACAUGAAUUCUCUUGUAGGAUUUGGGUCUGCAGCUGCAUUUGCUAUUAGUGCAGUUUCCUUGCUGAACCCUGAAUUGGCAUGUAAUUCAACCAUCUUCGAUGAACCGGUGAUGCUUCUUGGAUUUGUAAUUCUGGGCGGAUCUCCCGAGGAAAGUGCUAGGCUUAAGGCAUCUAGCGAUAUGAAUGAGCUCAUUUCACUCUUAUCUCCUCAAUCGAGGCUAGUCAUUACAUCAUCAGGCGAUGAUCUUCCUUCACAUGGCAUUUUGAAUUCGGAUGCAAUAAUAGUUCAAGUUCUUGUCAAUGAUGUCCAUGUUGAAGACUCAGUAUUGGUUAUUGAGUCAUUAGAAAGGAUAGUUGAUGAUUCUGACUUUGAACAUGGUACCCAUCAUCAUAUUGAAGUAUGUUGGUGGUUGGUACCAAUCAUUUUUUGUGAUAGAAGCUUGGCAUGCGUUUUGUCAACUGUUGAAGAAGAGAGGAUUGUCCUAGGCAACUGCAAGUUUUUAAAUCUACCUUCUACUAGGGUUGUCCUGGAUAGUCUACUGUUGAAGAAGACAUUUGUCUAAUUAGGGAUCAGACUAGACCGGCGGACGUGCAUAAGCAAGAUAAGUGCGCACAUGAACGCUUAGGAGGCGUGCCAAUGGCACGCCCUGUGCAAGUCUGUACUGUUUGGACCAUUGUGCCGGCCGCGGGCACGCACCAACUGACCAACACAUGUUAGGCCGGGUAAUCUAGCCAGGGGCAACCUGAUUGCAACACGGUGCACUCAGUUGACUCACCCACAGUGUUGCCCUGGGCCGGCCAGUGAUGGAAUCAUGCGUGCAUGCAUGCCCAGGUGAGCUGUGGUCGAUGAGCCAAUGGAAACCGCAUCCGCGCAUCGAUCAUACUACUUAUUAGCUAGGUAGGGCGCAUUAUACGCUACGAGCCUAGGAUCAGAUGAGGCCAGAACCCUGGAGGGCCGCAGACCUUAUAAAUUUGGUGUCGCCAACGCGCUACGUCCGUCCAUGGGCAGAUCUGCGUCCCGGGAGCUAGAACACAAAGUCGUCUACCGCGAUGCGGUGCUGGCUGGUCCAGGCAUAUGUAUGCGCCAGAUGCUGCAUUCAGGGUGUAGCAUUCGGCGGUCACGCAUAUACGGCACAACAUACCAAGUAGCAGUGCGUUGCUCUGUACUGAUUUUGUUUUGCCGUCUUUUCACCGCAAACAAAGCAUAUAUGGUGGGAAAUUAUAUGUCUAGGAUGUAGGUUGUUUAUCAGUUGAUGAGGUGAUGCAUCAGGUCUGAUGGAAAAAAGUGGUGUGAUGGUUG